GCAAGAACACAUAGGGCACUGUGGGCCCAAUGGGCUCAUCUGUAUUUUCUUAGAAGCAAUGGGUCCUGUUUUAGUGGGAGGAGACCUAAACAGGGUUCUAUUUUUCAAAGGUGUCUCUGGCUGCACGAGAAGAAUAAAUAGGAAUAGGAGGCAACUGUGCAGUCUAGGAGAGAGUGAUGGCCGCUGACAUGAGGGAGUGGAGAUGGUGAGAGUUGGAGAGAUCAUUUGAUUUAAGAGAUAAGCCUUAAAAGACUCUGAUACUAAGUGAGCGAGUGGAAGAUACCAAGGCUAGAACUCAAUAUUGUGGCUUCAUUGUCCAUGCUGCAGCUCACUGAGAAUCCUCUAGCAGAAUACAAACUAGUUAUUGGCUCUUACUUACAGAACUUUAAAGAGGAAUUGUGAAGAAAUGACACACAUGCAUUAAAAUACUUAAAAAUCUUAAAUUUGCUAGGAAGGCUUUAGGGGAUUUUUAAACCAGGAAGUGACAUGAUCAUAUUUACAUCCUGAACAUUCUGCCUGCUACGUGUGGAUGGCCUGAAAGAGACAGAGAGUGGAAACAGUGGGACAUCUGCAAAGGGUAUAGUAACAAGAAGUCAGUAUUCACGUUGGAUCAGAUGAACUCCCCAACUGGAAAGGAGUCAACUCAUCGGCAUUGUUUAUCAAGUAAUUGAGACCCUAAUUCCCGCUUUAUACACAUUGUCUGGGCAGUCCUGGGAUCCUUCAUCUUCUUCAAGGUUGAUGUUCUCCUCUGCCGGAUCAUAAAAAAAAUCAUAAGAUGGUCUUAAAUGUUCUACAUCUUUGGUCUUUGUUGUAAAGAGGGCUCGACGGAAGCGUCUGUCUGUUCCGCCAUCUUGGCUCCGCCUCCCUAAAGAUGAAAUUUUAAGCAGGUAAAUGCUAGUCCCUGAGAGGAAGGAACCAAAAUGUCUACCAUAGCUGAAAUGAGGGCCACGGAAGAAGACAUUUCCAAUGACAGUGAUUUACACACAUCUGAAGUGCAAACUUCCAGGAAAGGCAUUUGUUCAGUUCGACAUGGACUGUCCAUCAUCUUGCUGCUCUGUAAUUUUGCAAUUGUCACCCAAGAAAUGAACAUGAGCAUUGCCAUCCCAGCGAUGGUGAAACCCACAGCCCCACUGAACCAUUCCAAUGCCUACACAGAAAGGUCCCCCACUGACUCCCAGGAAUACUGGAAUGAAACUCUAAAGGGAUUUAAGGCAGUGGCCCCUGUGUAUGACUGGAGUCCUGAAAUCCAGGGAAUCAUCCUCAGCUCCCUCAACUAUGCCUCUUUCUUAGCACCAAUCCCUACUGGUUACGUGGCUGGAAUAUUUGGAGCUAAGCGUGUGGUUGGUGCUGGAUUGUUCAUCUCCUCAGUCCUGACCCUGUUCAUUCCACUGGCAGCUGAUGCUGGAGUGACAUUGCUCAUUGUCAUACGGGUUGCCCAAGGCAUAGCCCAGGUUAUGGUAACAACAGGUCAGUAUUCAGUUUGGGUCAAAUGGGCCCCUCCAACGGAAAGGAGUCAACUCACCAGCAUUGCUACAUCAGGGAUAAUGCUGGGAUCCUUUGUCAUCUUUGUUGUUGGUGGUCUCCUCUGCCAGACCAUAGGAUGGCCUUAUAUCUUCUAUAUCUUUGGUGGAAUUGGCUGUGUCUGCUGUCUUCUCUGGUACCCUCUCAUUUAUGAUGACCCCAUGAAUCAUCCCUUUAUCAGCACUGGUGAGAAGGAAUACAUCCUGUGUACACUGGCUCAAAAGAAUUGUUCGCCAAGCUGGUCUCUUCCCAUUAAGGCUAUGAUCAAAUCCCUACCACUUUGGGCCAUUUUAGUCUAUUCUUUCUGUCAAUACUGGACUUUUUAUGUCGUGACAGUGUACAGACCAACAUACAUCAACUCCGUACUUCAAGCUAAUCUCAGAGAUAGUGGGAUCCUGUCUGCCCUGCCACUUAUACCUGGCUUCAUCUGUACAAUCCUUGGAGGUCUGUUGGCAGAUUAUCUUCUUUCCAGAAAAAUUCUCAAGCUUAUCACCAUAAGGAAACUCUUCACUGCCAUAGGAGUUCUCCUCCCAUCCCUGCUCAACAUGUCCCUGUAUUGGGUCAGAUCCAGCACCAGCACCAGUGUGGCCUUCUUGAUAAUGUCUCCUGCCAUCAACAGCUUUUGCUUCUCAGGAGCCUUUGUUAACAUCCUGGAUAUUGCUCCUCGAUACACUAGCUUUCUCAGGGGACUAUCACAAGUCUUUACACACACAGCUGGAGCCAUCUCUCCCACCACUACUGGGUUUUUCAUCAAUCAGGAUUCAGAUUUGGGUUGGAGAAAUGUCUUCUUGCUUUCAGCUGGUAUUAACGUAUUGGGGCUGAUCGUCUACCUCAUCUUCAGCCAAGCAGAAGUCCAGGACUGGGCGAAAGAGUGAACAAGCACUGACUUCUGUGAAAACGGAGUGAUGUAUUAGGUCCAGAUGAUUACUUGUUCCUUGUUUCCCCUUACAGAUGUUCCCUUUAGUGCCUGCACAACUCACGAGACAUUUAAUUUGAAUUGACCUUGUUCCCUGUGUCUUCUCAGAGUCCUUGGCUACUAUAAUAGUGAAGAUUCUGCCUGGAGAUUUUACUGGGAAGUGAAAGUCUAGUUACUUAACUGUGAGGCCAUGAAGGAAUAGGUGUGUCUGACUUUCUUCAUGUUCUCCACUCUUUCCACUGUUAUCCUGGAAAAAGCAUCAGAAUUUGGAGGACAAUUUCUCACCAGAGGAAAAGACGAAGCCGGGAUUAUGGGAGUGAAAACUGAGAACCAUAAGGGAAGUUGUGUCCAAACACCCAGAAAAUGAACCGUGAGAGCUAACAUUAAAGGACCAAUACCAUAGAAAUGAUAAUGUACACACCCCGAACUCCUAGGCCUGGUGGUGAAAUCAGACAAAUUUGUCCUCAAAAAUGAGGGGGGAUACAGGGCCAUUGUGAGGUUUGGUGAAGGCAAAAUGCCUGGUUGAAAAUGCCAAGGAGGAAAGGACAGUAUAGACAGAAUCCAUUUUACCAAGAGGCAUGAAUGUCCUAUAGCUAAAGUGGGGAAAGCAUAGUAGGCUUCAACUGUGUGACAACUUGCUUUCUAUGGCUUCUAGCUUUGGAAUCAGAGUUGCCUCCCUAAUAGCUGUAGAUACCAAGCACUUUCUGGAGUCCACUAUCACACAGCUGCCUUCACUUUGGCCAUAUUGGCCUCUGCCCAGCAUCUGGUUUGUGGAUCUGUGCAGAAAUCUUUAAUCUUAGUAAAAGGACACUACCUAUGUUCUCUCCUAUCCCCUCAAAUAUUUGUUCAUGCUGUCACUCUCGUCUUGACUUCCCUUCUUCUGCUCCUCCAAUGUGAUUGUGGGAGCUGGCAAACCGGAAAUUUGUCAGUCAGUCAGCAGGGUAGAAAGUCCAGCAGCCUUCAGUCUGAAAGCUGUAGGCCAAGUGGGCUGAAAAGUCCAGCAGGGUAUUUGUGUCUUAAGGGAUAAUUCUCCUUUGGGAAACUUCAGUUUUUGCACUUGGGGCCUUCAACUGAUUGGAUGUGGCCCACCCACAUCAUGGACGGUAAUCUGCUUUACUUUGAGUCAACUGAUUGUCGUAAAUGUUAAACCAAAACCAAACCUGUUGCCGUUGAGUUGAUUCUGACUCAUAAAUGAUAGUCACAUGUAAAUUCUUUCACAGCAACAUCUAGACUGCCAUUUGACCAAACAUCUGGGCACCAUAGCCUGGACAAGUUGGCAACAUAAACAUAACCAUCACAGAUGGUGAGAGAUGGAACGAAGAGAGCUCCUGCCUUUUCACUGGAUGGUUAAUGAUCACGUCCAUGUAUGUUAGUGAGAAGUCAGGGAGGGUCUGCCAAGUGAUUUUACUUGAAAUUGAGGUAGGGACUGACAAUUUGUGUUGUAAGGAAAAGACCUGAAGUGCUCAUGGCAGAGAAGAGGAGAACUAUGUGGCAAAGAUGCCCUGGAGAGGUGGCAGGCACGUGAUGACCUCCUUUAGAGGACCUGGAAAACCUCACAUUUUUCCUCACCUGUUCGUUAUUGAGUUUCCUCUACUCAGUCUGAUUGUAAACUCCAAAAUUUCAAGAACCAUGGGACUUUAUUUUAUACUAUCUUUAAUGCAAAUAUGUUGUUUCAUAUGCAUUAGGUGCCAGUAAAAGCUUGUUGAAUCACUGUAUGAAUCAAUGAGUGGAACGGCACUGGUGGGGGAUGGAAUGGAAUGGUGUGGGGGGGGCACUUAGCAGAAAUAUGUGUGGGAAGAGAAAGCACCCUAUUUUGACCCAGUUUUCCUUUAAUUCCCUUCGUUUGUGAAAGGGUAGAAUCACCUAAACAUAUAGACUCCUUUUCUCAUCUAAUAUUAAGAUAUUGAAAGAUUAGGUUUGCCCCAUUCCCUUUCUCUAGCAAUCACAGAGCCAAACCCAGGCUUUCAUCAGUGGCAAAGUGUUUGCCCAUCAGGGAACAGGAUCUCUUGCUGGCUUCUGAGCCAUGCCAUGUCCUCAUUUAUUCUCCUCCUUUCCUUCCUUGGACCAUUUUAUUGCUUUCUAAUUUGUCACUUUUAGCUCUUUCUGAAAGUAAACUUGAUUUCUCCCUGGGCCCACUAAAGAGGUAGCUGACUUGUCCAGUUUCCUCCCUAGCUAAAUGUCCUUAAAGUACAGAAAGCUUUUAAGAUUUUCUACUGGCCCACACACGUGCAACACUGAAGAGUAAAACUUGAAAAUACAAAAAAGAUCUUUCCAGAAGUCUUAGAAUAAAAUGUUCUCUUGUGCUUGCUAAUUGGUUUAUUUAAUCAUUUAUAAUUAAUCAUUAAAUAAUCAUUUAUAAACCAUCCAAUGUAGAGAGAAAGAGAGAGAUUAAAUUCAGACAUGUUGCAUGUUAUAUCUUACAAACAAUACGUUUUAGGAAAGAGAUGUACGCAGGGUGUGAAGGUAGUAGAACUGGCCCCUUGGAAUCCUCAUGCCAUCUUCUUCCUUGUGCUGACAACACCUCUCAGCUUCAGACUCACGGGCUGGGCCCACUUCCCAUCAAUAAGGAGGUCCAUCCCAGGUUUUCUGAGCCCUCAGUUUUGUACCAAGCUUUGUAGAGAAAGAAAAAGAGUGCACAUAAAUGUCACUGGUAAGUUCUUGUACCAAGAGGACAUAAGAAAGCUUUUCAACAUUUUAGAGGAAUAAAUAAACUGGUUUAGUAUGUGUAUAUGCAUAUAUAUUUAUAUAUUUCUUUCAAGGUGCCUUCUUUGCCUCAUAGGUAGGUUACCCUAGAAAUUUGUUACACUUCUUCCCACUUGACAUAAAAAUAAAUGUAAUUAUCUGGUGCAAUUUUAUCACCUUCUCUCUUCCCGACCUUCAAAAGUCUGUGUGUGAGAGCUUUGACGAGUUCCAACAUUUUUUUCGGUACAAGCACAUGGUGGGGUCCCUGGGUGAUACAAACUGUUAACGUGCUCAGCUGCUAACUGAAAAGUUGGAGGUUCUAAUCCACCCAGAGGUUUCUUGGAAGAAAGGCCUGAUGUUUUACUUUGAAAAAUCAGCCACUGAAAAUCCUAUGGAGCCCAGUUCUGCUCUGACACACAUGGGAUCACCAGGAGUCUGAGUCGACUCCACAGCAGUUGGUUUUCUAGGCACAUGGUAUGAAGCCAGGCAUCAUUUCCUUUAUAACCAUGCUAUAUCCUAAAAACAGAGCUCAAAAACACAGUGCACACCUAUAUGGUUUGGAACACAGGUAGUUUAUAUUGCUCCUAUCGAUGGCAGUGGGUUUUUUUUAUCCCUAA
This is a messenger RNA of Loxodonta africana (African savanna elephant), 5736 nucleotides long. RefSeq names its product probable small intestine urate exporter. The record is from RefSeq and is a predicted model, not a curated record. Gene Ontology annotation, molecular function: transmembrane transporter activity. The coding region runs from base 921 to 2396 and encodes 491 amino acids. Gene Ontology annotation, biological process: monoatomic anion transport; transmembrane transport. The transcript is spliced from 15 exons. NCBI's taxonomy places the organism in Eukaryota, Metazoa, Chordata, Mammalia, Proboscidea, Elephantidae. Gene Ontology annotation, cellular component: plasma membrane.